Messenger RNA from Camellia sinensis, 612 nucleotides. The record is from RefSeq and is a predicted model, not a curated record. NCBI's taxonomy places the organism in Eukaryota, Viridiplantae, Streptophyta, Magnoliopsida, Ericales, Theaceae.
AUGACGAAAUUCACAUUGCUUCUUGUUUUCCCAUUGUUCAACCUCACAUCCCUUCCAUAUCUAGGGCAUGCUCAGUCCUCCUGCAACAGUCCAUGCCAAACCUUAAACAACUACAAAGCAAACCUCGUCUGCGUCGAUCGACAAUGCAAGGACGACCCUAAUGCCAAAACUCAAAUAUGCAGUGAAAGCUCUUCUUUCCAUCCGCUACCUUGCAAACAAACAAGCACAGUGAAAUGCCAAGGCCAAUCGUACCCUACAUACAAGUGCUCUCCUCCUAUCUCAUCCUCUACGCCAGCCAAGCUUACUUACAAAGAUUUUACUAAAGGACGACCCUUAAAGUGCGAUGGCAAGUUCUGUUCCAACAAAGAUCCAAUCAUUGCGUUGUUGACAAGCUGGUACAAUGGUGGCUCAAGGUGCACGGCGAAAAAUGGGAAGAGAGUGGUGGCGAAGGUGGUAGACGAAUGUGGCUUGAGCCGCAAUUGUGAUAAGGAGAAUAACUAUGAAUCGCCGUGCAAGAAUAACAUAGUUGAUGGAUCGGAUGCUGUAUGGAAGGCUUUGGGGCUAAACAAGGAGAAGGGUGAAGCUGAUGUUUUUUGGUCCAUCAUCGCCUAA